Protobothrops mucrosquamatus (brown spotted pit viper) is the source of this 1391-nucleotide messenger RNA. RefSeq names its product RNA binding motif single stranded interacting protein 2 (gene RBMS2). Gene Ontology annotation, cellular component: cytosol; ribonucleoprotein complex; nucleus. The transcript is spliced from 14 exons. NCBI's taxonomy places the organism in Eukaryota, Metazoa, Chordata, Lepidosauria, Squamata, Viperidae. The record is from RefSeq and is a predicted model, not a curated record. Gene Ontology annotation, molecular function: poly(A) binding; mRNA 3'-UTR binding; poly(U) RNA binding. Bases 34 to 1257 code for a protein of 407 amino acids.
UCCCUUUCCAAGCUCUCUAACAUUUAAGCGAAAAUGCUUCUUUCUGUGCCUCCUCGUGCAGGAAUUGCCACUUUUGGCUACAACAAGAGCAACAAGAAGCCUUAUGUCUCAGUGGCCCAGCAGAUGGCACCCCCAAGCCCCAGUGGCAGCUGCAACAACAAUAGCAGCAGCAGCAGCAGCAGUGGGCCAGGUGGUGGCGGAGGUGGCGGGGACCAGCUGAGCAAAACAAACUUGUAUAUCCGGGGCCUGCAUCCUGGUACCACCGAUCAGGAUCUGGUCAAGCUCUGCCAACCAUAUGGCAAAAUUGUCUCCACCAAGGCCAUCCUGGAUAAAACAACUAAUAAAUGCAAAGGUUAUGGCUUUGUGGAUUUUGACAGCCCCACAGCAGCUCAGAAGGCCGUGACUGCACUCAAGGCCAGCGGGGUCCAAGCCCAGAUGGCCAAGCAACAGGAGCAGGAUCCUACCAACCUCUACCUGUCAAACUUGCCUUUGGGCAUGGAUGAGGCUGAAUUGGAGUCGAUGCUGAAGCCAUUCGGACAAGUCAUCUCUACACGUAUCCUACGUGAUGCCAGCGGCACCAGCCGAGGAGUUGGCUUUGCCAGGAUGGAGUCUACAGAAAAGUGUGAAGCCAUCAUCACCCACUUCAAUGGCAAAUAUAUCAAGACACCUCCUGGGGUCCCAGCUCCUCCAGAUCCACUGCUUUGCAAGUUUGCUGAUGGUGGCCAGAAGAAGCGCCAGAAUCAGGGCAAAUAUGUGCAAAAUGGACGAGCCUGGCCAAGGGAAAGUGACACGGGUGGGAUGACCUUGACUUAUGACCCUACAACAGCGUUACAAAACGGGUUUUAUACAACGCCCUACAGCCUGGCCCCAAACAGGAUGAUUGCCCAGACUGCGCUCUCCCCUUAUCUCCCAUCACCUGUUUCCUCCUACCAGGUCCACAGUCCAUCUUGGAUGCACCAUCAGUCAUACCUCAUGCAGCCCACGGGGACGAUGCUCACACCUACCAUGGACCACGCCAUUUCCAUCCAGCCCACUUCCAUGAUGGGGCCUCUCACCCAACAGCUGGGCCAUCUGUCCCUCAGCAGUGCUGGCACAUAUAUGCCAGCGGCAGCAGCUAUGCAAGGAGCCUAUAUUCCCCAGUAUACACCGGUGCCUUCCUCUAGUGUCGCAGUUGAGGAGAACAGUGGCCAGCAGAGCCACGUGACAGUGGAGUCUCCAUCGGAUCAUGCUGCCUACUCGUAUCAGUACAACAAGUAACAACAGUGCCACCGAGCAGCUCAACUCUGAGCAAUCACUUCGAGGGAGACAACGUGUUCUUUAUUUUUAUUUUUUUUUGUUGUUGUUAAAAUUUUGUGCUGCGUUUAGAAGAUGUUGGAACCAUUUUUGUUUUU